UUGUGUUUUUCUUUUUCACAUGUUCACACGUAUUUCGGAUACCUUCGGUCGCCACAACAACAACAACAAAAGCGAAUAAGAAAUGAAUUUUGAGAGUGCCUCUGAAAUCGAAAGGAAACGAGAAGAAUUAAGGGCAGCAAGACAAAUUUAUUUGGAAAAGGCUAAAGAGCAGUAUGAAAAAGAAGAAAGGAAGAAGGAGCUUGCAAGAGCUCGUGGCGAGGACACUUGGAUGUUGUCAUCAGUCAACCAGAGAUUAGAACAAGAACAAGAGAGCAUAAAAAGUUCAAAGAAGAAGAAAAAGGAAAAGAAAAAGAAAUCAAAGAAGAAAAAAUCUUCUUCUUCAGAAUUGGAAUCAGAUAAGGAACUAGACAGAAAGAAGAAGAAAAAGUAUAAAAAGAGAAAAAAUAGCAGUACAUCUUCUGAAUCGGGGCUGGCAUUUCAGGACAAUGUGUCCCAGUGGGUGGAGAAGUCCUCAUCAAAUGCCACAACAGCUACUGAUACUGCAGGAGCCAUCAAGGGCCCUAGACUUGAGCGUGACAGCUGGAUGUCAGCCCCAAUGGACAUCGUUCCCACGAUAACCAGAAAGGAGCUCAUUGAGAGGAAGAAUAAAGAGAAGGAAGAAUUUAACAGGCAGCGGGAACUACUUAACAAGCCCGGAACUCAUGCCAAAGAGUUGAACCCUUACUGGAAGGAUGGUGGCACCGGUGUUCCUGUGGAGGUCAAGGUCAUGUCAACAGUUGAGCAAGGUCAGGGAAAUGUGGGGGAUGCUGGAUUGUCAUGGUUACGCAAGUCAUAUGAUCGCUGCGUGCAACAGGCCAAGGAAGAAGGGCGAAGCUUAGAGGAACUUGCUGCUGAACGCUGGGGGAGUUUGGAGAAGAUUCAGACAAUGCUAAAAGAGGCUGAAGAAGUCAAGUAUGGCAGGUCAAGGUCACGAGAAGCUGGGUCAGAGAAGAGAGGCUUCAUGAAGCCAUCAGACUCUGGCAGAUAUGAUGAGCCAACUUAUUCACGCGGCAGGUUUCAGAGACCAAGAUCAGGAUCUAGGGACAGGAGUAGAAGAUCUAGUUCAAGUCACCGUCGAAGGUCACGGUCAGGAUCACAGGAUGGUAGUUCAAGGUCAAGGGGUCAUAGGUCAGGGUCAAAUGAAAGGUCAAGUUCUGACAGAUCUAGACCAAGAAGGUCUAGAAGCCAAGAGAGAAAUGAAAGAAGACGUAAAUCCCGUUCAAGUUCACGCAGCAAAGAUUCUAGAGAAAGGUCACUUGACAGAAAAGGCUCCAACAAUAAUGAAUCAGAUAGACUCAGAGACAGACAAAUGUCAUCAUUUUCGGGUUCUUUGAAGGGUCGAUUCAUGAAACCCAGCGAUACAAGUGGUUCUAAUGACAGAAACAGGCCAAGUUCAAGGUAUAAUGACUCGGGAAACGGUGGAGCACCUGCCUGGAAGAAGAAAGAGUUUCAUAAACCAGGGGAAGGGCAAGAGGAGCUAGAGAGAAUGCAGGUGAAGGCCAUGUCUAGGGAAGGAGAUCAUAAGAGAUCUGCUGCGGCUAGAUCUGACUCCACAUCUUCAUCCUCCUCAGAUUCAAAUAGCAGUGAGAGCAGCGAUGAUGAUAGGAAAGGUCAAGGGUCAAUAUCGUCUUUAAAACAACCAGAGGUCAGGAUUCUUUCUGAGAAAGAAAUGAAUGACCUGGGAGCAAAGAUUGUUAAAGCAGAGAUCAUGGGAAAUGAGGAACUAGCAGCAAAGCUAAAAGGUCAGCUAGAAGCAGCCAGAGAGUUCAAAAAGAAUGCUCCUCAAGGUCAAAGUUCAAAGGUCAGAGGUGAUGAUGAAGAGUUUGUGACCUUGACCCGGACUGACCGAUCAGGCAUGUCAAGGCCGCUGCCCGAAGGGCAAUUCCCAGCAGAGAGUGGAGGAGGGAAAAGAAGAAGAAAAAAACAAAAGGUUGACACUCACAGUGGCAAAGAAGGCGAGCGGACAAGAUACUUUGAUGAUGAUGACAAACACGAUCUCAAAACACUGGUGGAGAGGGAGAAGCUGGGGACUGCUGAAGACCAAAACCAGAUGUUUGCUCGCCUGGCUGGCAGGUCCCGUGAUAGGACAGAUGAUGAUUUCCAAGUGGACGAUGUGUUCCUGUCCAAGGCCAGUCAGAAGCAGUCAGAGUCCGUCAAUGAACAGCGGGACAGGGCUGCAGCCAUAUUUGAGCACAGAAAGAUGUCUUCUGCUCUGGAUAAGUGCAAUUUCUGUUUCAACAAUGUUGCCAAACAUUUGAUAAUUGCCAUUGGCUCAAAGGUGUACCUGAGUCUCCCCAACCAUCGCUCACUGACGGAGGGUCACUGUCUCCUGGUGCCCAUGCAGCAUGUGGCCUCUAGCACUGCCCUGGAUGAAGAUGUGUGGAGCGAGAUGCAGGUGUUCCGUAAGACUUUGACCAAGAUGUUUGAGGAGCGAGGGGAGGACGUCGUGUUCAUGGAGACGUGCAUGAGGCUGAAGCACUUCCCACAUAUGUGUCUGGAGUGUGUCCCAUUGGAGAAGGAGGUGGGAGAUAUGGCUCCAAUAUACUUCAAGAAAGCAAUUCAAGAAAGUGAGAGUGAGUGGUCCCAGAACAAGAAAGUAAUUGACAUGAGCAGGAAGGACAUCAGACAUUCCGUGCCCAGAGGAUUCCCUUACUUUGCUGUGGAUUUUGGUAAUGAGGGGGGCUUUGCCCACGUGAUAGAGGACGAGCAGAAGUUUCCACACUACUUUGGAAAGGAGAUAUUAGGGGGCAUGAUAGAUGCAGAUCAUCGCCUGUGGAAGAAGCCACCUAGAGAGAACUUUGACGAUCAACGCAGGAAAGUCAUGGCAUUUGCAGAAAUGUGGAAGCCGCACGACUGGACUCAAAACAUUUCUAAAAGCAUAAAUAAAGACAACAAAAGCAGCAGCAGCAGCAGCAGUAGUGGUGAUUCUGAUUAAUGAGUGUUAAUAUAAUUACAAUUUUUAAUGUUUGUUUAAAUUGUAUAUAUAUAUUCAUGAAAAUUCACGAAUGGCAGCAUAUACAUUAUAUGUUGAUUGUCCAUAAGCAAAAAUGAACUUGAAUUUGUGUAAUAAAUACAUUUAACAAA
This is a messenger RNA of Dreissena polymorpha, 3084 nucleotides long. RefSeq names its product CWF19-like protein 2. The transcript has 19 exons. Bases 83 to 2935 code for a protein of 950 amino acids. The record is from RefSeq and is a predicted model, not a curated record. Lineage: Eukaryota; Metazoa; Mollusca; Bivalvia; Myida; Dreissenidae. Gene Ontology annotation, cellular component: post-mRNA release spliceosomal complex. Gene Ontology annotation, biological process: mRNA splicing, via spliceosome.